Mizuhopecten yessoensis (Yesso scallop) is the source of this 5125-nucleotide messenger RNA. RefSeq names its product phosphatidylinositol 3,4,5-trisphosphate 3-phosphatase TPTE2-like. The coding region runs from base 512 to 2113 and encodes 533 amino acids. Gene Ontology annotation, cellular component: membrane; cytosol. The record is from RefSeq and is a predicted model, not a curated record. Gene Ontology annotation, biological process: dephosphorylation; transmembrane transport; monoatomic ion transport. Lineage: Eukaryota; Metazoa; Mollusca; Bivalvia; Pectinida; Pectinidae. Gene Ontology annotation, molecular function: phosphatidylinositol-3,4,5-trisphosphate 3-phosphatase activity; monoatomic ion channel activity. The transcript has 15 exons.
CACCAGCUCACUAGUACACGCUGUACUUGGUUCUAUGCCCAGAGUACCAGUAAUUCGGCCUCCGUUAUAGACGUUGGCGGUAGACCGUGAGGUCUGGAGGGACAAUUUCCAUUGACAGGUAUCCCUCGUCUAGUGACAAGCUCGCGCGGUGAACUUGUUUGUCCAUGAAGUCGUCUGGACAGCCACUGGACUGGUCAGACUUUUGCUACAGUAGGCGCGAUAUGUGAUUGUGCUCAUCGCCGCUAGAGCAAUGGCGGGCUCAUUUUGCACAACAGGUUCUGCCUGUGUGUUAAUUAUGUAGUAUUCAUUGAUUUAUUUUGUAAAUAUUUGAGUACUCUCAGAACGAAAACUAGGACUGUACUUAGAAGGAUCUGUUCCGGUUAUUGUUUAUAGCUGACGCGGUUCUAUAAAACACUAGAUAUUCAUUAUUCCAAAUCGAUAAUUUCAUGGAGAUUUUGGAAAUGCCAGACGCCGGAAACGUCUCAGUAUUAGCGAGGCUUGAUGUAUAGCCAUGGAAGAUACGGAGAAAAACGGGACUGUGGUCGUGGAUAUCCCUCAGGACCUACCCCUAGACAUGCUUCCCCCGAUCGUAGGUCGCAUGGAGCUCGACCUUCCUGAUGAUAGGAGGAGUAACACGAGUCGGCGUUCCAGUCUGCCCCCUCCACCAGACUCUCAUCUACCUCUGGAGGAGGGCAACACCAACGUGCCCCCAUCAACACGCUUCCAACGCUGCCGAUGGAAGGUCAGAGCGCUUGUCGAACACCUUCUUUUCCGCCUUUUCACCGUCAUCCUCAUCCUCGUGGACAUCUCCCUAGUCAUCGUCGAUUUCUGUGCCACCCUAGACGAAUCGACGUCACAAAAAAUUACCAUCACAUCACGAGCCAUAAUCAUAUACUUCGUUGUGGAGAUCAUACUUCGAAUAUUCGCAAAAGGCAUCGAUUUUUUCAAGAAUUGUUUUGAUGUGACAGACAUGGUUAUAGUACUAGCUACUUUCAUCAUAGACAUGGCGCUGAGUAACUAUGGCAGAUGGGGGGUCGUCGGUCGUACCUUACGUAUCAUCCGUAUCGGCCGAAGCGUAGUCAUCAUGGUCGGGCAGUACCGUCACGUGAUCACAGCCACAAGGAAGACAGUAUCACAAAACAAACGACGGUAUCUCAAGGACGGAUUUGACCUUGACCUUUGUUACAUCACAGAGCGGGUGAUCGCAAUGUCGUUUCCAUCGUCAGGGGUACGGAAGAUGUACCGAAACCCUAUCAACGAAGUGGCCAGGUUCCUCAACACCAAACACCCAGACCACUACAAGGUGUAUGACUUGUGUAGUGAACGAAAUUACCCGACCGAACUGUUCCACGACAGGGUAGAGAGAGUUUACAUAGACGAUCACAACGUCCCAACACUAGAAGACCUGGUGAAGUUCUGUGACGAUGUGCGGGUGUUCCUGUCUGAGGACGACACCAACGUGAUCGCUGUCCACUGUAAAGGUGGUAAAGGGCGGACCGGAACCAUGAUCUGUACCUGGCUGGUCGACUGUGAAAUGUUCGAGGAGGCGGAAAAAAGCCUGGACUACUUUGGGGGGAGGCGAACUGACUUGUCGGUAGGGAAAACCUUCCAGGGUGUGGAAACUCCCAGUCAGAGCCGGUAUGUCGGUUACUAUGAGAAAGUGAAGAAGGACUAUGACAAUGAGAUUCCCGCCAUCGUCAAAUUGAAGAUAACCACCGUUACGAUCACCGGUAUCAAAACUGUAGGGAAGGGCGAUGGAUCCGACCUAUCCAUGGCUAUCUUCCUCGGACGAGAACAGGCCUUCAACUGUAACUUUGGCAAGGGAAAGAACUGCGAGCUAACACAUGACAAAGACAACAACAGAAUAGAGGUGAUGCUGUGUAACUGCCCUAUAUUAGUAGAGGACACCAAGGUCAGGUUCACGUCUUCAGCAGUCACUGUACCGAAGGGGUACGAUAACUGCGCUUUCUACUUCUGGUUCCAUUCGGCAUUCAUCCAUAACAACAGAUUGCUUAUACCACGUGAUGAACUUGAUAACCCUCACAAGAAGAAAGUCCACAAGAUUUUUACAGAGGAGUUUUCCGUUAUGCUAAGCUUUGAGGAUGUAACGUGAGGAUUAUAGUUCUUAGUCAUCUUUCAUCCUGGUAGAAUGUGAAUACCACAAAGGCUGAACAAAUAGAUUCUUUAGGUACAGGGGACAGGUCUAAAAGUGACCACUGACAGAUCAACGACCAAAUGUGGACGAGUGUCAAUACGUUCAUUGGCCGAAAUACUUACUACAGACGAAAAUACAUUGUGAUUCAUGACUUUGAUCCAUUACAUGAUUUUUUUGUAUGCAUGUUGUUAAAAGUUUGUGAGAUUGACUUUAGCACUUUUCCAUUUUUACGUAUUUCCACUUUUCUCAUUCCCGAAUAAUUCAAAUGACUCGUGCUUAUUGUGUUAACCAGUUUUCUCCAUACUGUUUUCCAAUUUAAAAAACUGAUGUCAUUAUUCGAAUCUGCAGAUUCAGAUCAAAAGGAGAAAGUGUUUACUUCUUGCAUUUGUUUUCCAGAUUUUAACAAAUGUAUCAUUAUCUUAGUUAUUAUUUUAUGUUGAGUAGUUCUAAUAUUUAUAAGUUGACCUCCAAUAUGGAGAGCAUUCCAUUGCUCUUUACCUUUAUUCUUGACAGACGGUGGAUUGCUGUAGUAAAUGUUUUUUUAUUGUAUAACAAUGUGUCUUCAUUUGAUCGAGUUGAAUGUGACAUUAAUCACUUUAACAUCUCCUUUGUAAUGCCGAAAUAUUUAUAUUUUGACUACUAAAGUUUAUCUCUAUAUUUUCUAUAUGUAAGUUAUUUGUAUUUCCGCCGUAAUUUGCUCAAGAUAAAUGUCAACCAUACUGAUAUAGGUUAAGGGGAAGUAAUUAAUUUUAUCAGUAUCUACGGAGGAAAUUCAGAUGGUUUCAUUUAUCAAAUACAUAAUUAUGAUUGACAUUUCAGUCCAGGAGAUAUUUCAUUCUAUAACUAGAGUACGAUAAAUGCACUAUCUCAGUAAUUAUAUGUAAUAGGUCACAUCAGGUAUUGUACUGUCAAUACGUAUAUACAAUAGACAUAACGACCACGUUGAAAACUUGACAAUUGUGGUGAAAUGUCGCUUUCAUCUUUUGUUAUUUCAUAAGAAGAUAAUUUGUUUCCGUUCAAUAAAAAGAAGUAAGAACUUAGUAGUGCCAUUCCUCCUAAUCUUAGCAUGUUCUCGCUAAAACGAAACUUUCCAUGUUGUUGGAUUUUUUUUUAUUUAUGUUGUACGGAAUCUGUUUGUCACUUACUAUAUUUUACUGCUACGAGAAUAUCCUGUGGAAAUGGACGUUUGCUUACUAUACAACAGAUCUUUUUAGAGAUAUCUUGAGACAAGGCUAAAGGCUAAAUUAUAUUCCAAACAAAUUAUAAUAAAAUUCAAUUCUGUAUAUGAUAAAUAUGGAAAUCGGAAAAAACAAGCUGGUCCAUUAUAUGAAGUCCUUGCCUGAUUCAAUAUACUAAAAUUUUUUUUUUUAGAGACAUAUAAUAAUUUCCCAAAAGGCAAAAGAACAAGCACGGAAAGCGUGACAUAUUAGCUUUACCUGAAUUACAUACUCAGUUUGAUAUAUUAUACUAACUCGGUAGUUACGGAGUUUCUAAUUUAUCACGGUCGGUAGACGUACGUUUUUAUGUUGGCAUCAAAUUGUCUCUGCCUUUGCACUUUAAGUUUUAUUUAAAUGUUAACUAACAAUAAAGCCCAUAUUGUUAAAAUGAAACGUGAUAGAUGUUGUUGAAUUGUUUCCUUCAUCAAAUGGUAGAACAGUCAUUCUUUGCGGCUAGUAUUUUCUAUGGUUACUGGUGCCGUCAAGUAUUUUCUAUGGUUACUGAUGCCGUCAAGUAUCUUCUAUGGUUACCGGUGCCGUCAAGUAUUUUCUAAGGUUACCGGUGCCGUCAAGUAUUUUCUAUGGUUACUGGUGCCGUCAAGUAUUUGCCAUGGUUACCGAUGCCGUCAAGCGAUGAAUGCCGAACGGAAACGAUUCGGAGACCCUCCAAUUACUCUUACAGUAGGAUGGAAAGUUCCAAACCAUUUCCGAAUGUCAAAAAUUCAGAUGUAAUAGUUCUUGCUGUUUUACAUGGUAGGCAUUAUCUUUCUUUUGUUUUAAGAAUUUCAAUAUCCGAUGUUAUUAAUUUAAAUCGUCAAAAAGUAAAAUCUUGAAAACAUAAAUUUCUACCAGUUUGUUGAUGUAUUACGGUUAUAUGGUACAAAAAGAGAUAUUCAAAUCUUCAAACAACUUGUUACCAACCGUAAGUCGUAAACUUGAGCUAUUUAGCAGGUAGCUUGGUUGGUUAAUGUGCUAACAAUAAAUGCCAUUUAGAUGUAUCUUGCCAAGGGCCAAAUUCGCUAUCCUACAGGUCAAAUAUUUUUCCUGUAUGAGUUAUUUAAGUACCUAACCUAAGUAAGAAGUAACUUAGUUUUAGAAUUAUAAUAUUCAGUACUUGUAAUCUUCUAGUCAUUGUGUCACAGCUCGAUCAUGUUACACAUUGAAUCAGUUCAAAUGUAACGUAUAUGUGACGUGAAAACGAGAUAAAUAGCUGUAUAGAAAGGAAUGUCAAACAUUACAAAAAAUGUAUAUAUCUCUAGGUAAUGACACUUUUUUAUCUACUUAAUAAAAGGGAUUUCAAUCGUAGUCAAGAUGAAACAUUUCUAUGUUCAAUCAUGGAAGAAAAAAGUUUAGUUGUAUCCCCUUGCUUGUAUGAAUUCCCAAUCUUGUAUGUGGUUUUCAUCUUCUUUGCUGCAACAUUUUGAUUUAGGGAUUAAUCUAGACGUAAACCUAACGCGUUCGACUUUAAGUUCACGUAUGUCAGUUAUUAGUCUUGAUUGAACCAAUUUAAACAAUUCGAUUCACAUAGUAUUGAUUUCUAUUUGAGGGAAACAAGUUAACAUCCCUUUUUUCUCUUAACUGUUAAUACAAGCGGUUCCCUUGUACACGUGACACUUCCCGUUCAAAUUUAAGUGGUUUGUUUAUUACUGACCUUGAGUUCUUCCGAUGCUUUCUCUUGAAUUGACCAUUUUAACUUCGGUUUUUAAUUAUAUUUUAGGUGUUAACAAAUUUUACAAUUUUUUACUAUUUGUGA